AUGACAGAAAACGAGGAUUUAUUGGCCAAGAUUGGUCAAAUCAACAGACACAAGACCCAAGGUAGCCAGCCAUACCAACCAUCAGCACAUCAUUCACAGCAUGUUGCGCGUCAUUCUCCUGGCCACCAAGGUUGGGCUCCCUACUCGCGAGGCAGAGGCCGCCGUCCUGUAGCUCCGCACCGGCACCGCACACUGGUUCUGAACAACGGAGGCUCAGGGUCAAAUGCUAGCGUUACCUCGUCUCCUGGCCCUGUAAGCGAAAAUGAUGGUGAAGCGCGUCCGACAUCGAGCUCAACCGGGUGGAUUGCGAAGCGCGAUCGCCACAUGCAGUUGAUCAACUCCGCUGUAUAUGAUAAAGAAACUCAGGCUAGAGCAAGGGCUAUGGAAGAGACUCGUAAACUCAAAGCAGAGCGACGUGCUCAACGUGAACAGGCAAAGGUUCUUCGGUAUGCGCAAGGUUCCACUGUCUCGACCCAUGCGCAACCCUCCGCCGAACACCAGAUUCUUGUCAAUGAUAUUCCAUUCAAGAUUAUGCGCGGCGGAAGCAAGCUCGUGCGAGUGUCAAGUAUGAGCCUCUUGAAGCCUUCGUUGCCUCUGAGAACUGGCUUACAGUCCAUAGAUGACCCCGACAAAGCAAAUACCACGCCGAAGCGAGUGACCGUAGCUGGCGUGGCCUUUGUGCGCAGCAAAAAUGGCAAUCUGCACCGCCUCGGAGCGGUUACCUCGAAAAAGUCAGUUCGUAAUAUUUACACCCUGAACACGACGCUGACACCCGCUAGACAUCCAACAGCCGUCAAGAAGCGCGACGAGCUGUGCAAGCGAUUCACAACGACUGGAACAUGCUACAAAGGACCAUCAUGUCCCUUCAUCCACGAUCCAAACAAAGUGGCUAUUUGCAAAGACUUCCUCCAAACAGGCCAGUGCAGUGCCGGUGAGAGCUGCGAUCUAUCCCACGAGCCAUCACCCCACCGCUCCCCAACUUGUAUGCAUUUCCUUAGAGGCCGCUGCGCAAACCCCGAAUGCCGUUACGCCCACAUUCGCACCACUCCCGGCGCGCCCGUAUGCCGCUCCUUCGCAACCCUUGGCUAUUGUGCAGCCGGCGAAACCUGCCCAGAUCGUCACGUGCAUGAGUGUCCAGAUUACGCGAACACUGGUGCUUGCCACAAGAAGAGAUGCACGUUGCCUCACGUCGAUCGCGCCGGACAGAUUCGCAAGGCGGCAGCCGCAGCAGCAAAGACCGACCGCUCAGAUGACUCUGAUCCGUCUAGCGAGGAAGAAGACUAUGACGCUAUUGAUUCUGAUGAUGUUGACUCUGACGAGUUUGAUGAGGAGCUCAUUGGAGGUGAGGACAGCGGCGAGAUGUCGCGGCAGCAAGACUUCAUCCACUUCUAG
Messenger RNA from Penicillium maclennaniae, 1392 nucleotides. Its product is annotated as CCCH zinc finger protein. NCBI's taxonomy places the organism in Eukaryota, Fungi, Ascomycota, Eurotiomycetes, Eurotiales, Aspergillaceae. The transcript is spliced from 3 exons. The record is from RefSeq and is a predicted model, not a curated record. The coding region runs from base 1 to 1392 and encodes 463 amino acids. Gene Ontology annotation, molecular function: metal ion binding. Gene Ontology annotation, cellular component: nucleus.